UUUUGUUCGAACUUUGAUGUAACAUUUCUGUGUAACUAAGUCAAUGCUGAGUAAUUUCGCACGAUGGCUCUGCUUAAUCGAAGGCUUAAAGAUCAUGACAUUGAAACAUUUUCAUUUAUUGAAGAGAAUGAUAAACAUGAUGACCAGUCUGACAAGGAAAUCGACACAAACAAACAGUUUCAACACGGCAUUUUAUUGUGGCUUUCAGAUUCACUUCUGUUGUUUAUUGAACACGUACAGAUUUACGCUGUAUUCCUGGUUAUGUCUGAACAAUGGAGCUGGCCUUUGAGUUGGAUAAAAGGAACAUCUUUUGUUCUUUUGAUCAAUUUAGAUGUAUGGGAAUUCUGGAAAAUAAACAAAGAUAUUUACGACGGUGCAAACAACAGUUACGUACCAUCCUCAGCUAUGUUCAGUUAUGAAGCAUAUCUUUUGGCUUGGACUGUUCUGAUUUGUGCACUUCUCGUUGGGUUCAUCGGAUACUAUAAAUACUUAAAUUAUAAACGUCCCCUUUACCUUUUGCUAUACAUCACGAAACUCAAACAUUUGUUUUCUGCAUUUGCUAAUAUAAUGUGUAUUCCUAUUGGGUUAGUUGCAGUCAGGCUGUUACAGUGCCAUCACAAGACUCUUUCUUCAUCUUUAGCAAGCUUCGAAAAUUCACGAGACGUUUUAGAUAUUGAUAAUGAUGUCUUAUGCUGGAGUAGGUCACAUUUUGUGUUUGGUUUGAAAACACUGGGUUGGUUUUUGCUUAUUAUAGCUCUUUUUCUCUUUCUGGUGUAUCCCAUAUAUUUAUGGCGUGUAAUAAAGGGCGAAGUCUUCACUCAUUCAAGUAUGCAACAUGAGGGAUACCUGCAGCUCAAAGAAGCAGAGUAUUUAAAAGGUUUAGACAUAGUUUGGGCAGUUGAGCAAUUCUUUCUAUUCUCAUCUUAUCGUAGACCUUGGGUGUAUUAUCAGAUAGUAAUGCUCUUUCUACGCUUUAUUGUUGUGAUUGCUUAUGCUUUGUCCUUCAAAUACAAAGUAUACCCAAUAGCAACAGUAGCCAUUGCAUUGUUCCUAUUGGCUUUGCUCAUGAUGGUAGUUAAGCCAUAUAGAGUGAAUGCUUUUAACUCUAUUAAGAUUGUAUCUUUGUUGUGUAACUCAUUGAAUGCUUUGUUAGGAUUUCUUUUAGAAUUAGAGGUUGAAAAUGCAAUUCUUAUUAAUCCCAACAUUGACUAUGCUCUGAUUGUGAUAAACAGCUUUGCCAUACUUGCAUUUGUUGUAUUUUUCUCCUUUUUAAUAUUAUAUCACUAUGGUGUGAUUAAUAAGAAGCAACCACUAUGGCCUGCAUUGUCAAAGGGUGAAAGGUCCCACAAAUUGGACUUUGACACAAAACGAUAUCUCAGUGCUGUCUUGCAAGGCAGACGUGUCCUUGAAAGAGCACUUUCCUUGCCACCAAUAUUUGCACCAGUUCAAGAGUUAGAAAGACAGUUGAUGAUAAUCAAUGCUUAUUGUCGUGAAGCUGAAGUCACUGGAAAUCAAACAUUUGACACUCUUUGGGAUCUUUUAGAUGAACUGAUACAAGCCCAUAACACAUUUUAUUCAAAGUCACUAUUUUCUCUGUCAAAUAAGAAAAGUGUGCAAGACACUGCAAAUGAAUUGAUGAAAAUAAUGCCUGCAUUUCGAAAAAGAAUGGAUAAGCGUGAAUAUGACUUCAUUCUCAUGAAUCCCGUUAAAAGACGUAUUCUGUUAAAGUUGUAUGCACUAGGUCUGUUCCUUAAUGGACGAAGUACUAAAGUCCAAGAAAAUGUGACAAAAAAGUUAAGAUUUGUUACAACAUUAGUUAACCAUAGUAGUAAUGACUUAAAGGAAAGUAAUGUUAUUUUACCAGUGUAUUCAAACAGUGAAAGUACAUCGCUACCAAAUACAGCUGGAACUUUUGACAAGUUGACAAAUAGUAUUGAUGAAUUACUGGAACAGGCAGAUUUUGUAACAAACACCAAUCGUGAUGAAGGCCCGCAAAUAUUGAUUGUCCAACAAGACGAUUCAGAUGUUGAGGAUUUUAUAAAUACAUCGCUACCAGGAGCUGCAGAUGAAAAACCUGUCAUCACUGACGUUAUAUAGACUUAAAUUAUCCUACCUGCAUUAAAAACAUCUUAACGUUUAGUCAAUCUUUAGUGGUUGAGUAAAAUAAAUAACUGGCUAAUUUA
Molecule: messenger RNA, 2183 nt
Organism: Xenia sp. Carnegie-2017
Lineage: Eukaryota; Metazoa; Cnidaria; Anthozoa; Malacalcyonacea; Xeniidae
Exons: 2
Coding region: 64-2097 (677 amino acids)
Source: RefSeq, a predicted model, not a curated record